This is a messenger RNA of Synchiropus splendidus (mandarinfish), 1646 nucleotides long. Its product is annotated as CMRF35-like molecule 8. The transcript has 7 exons. The record is from RefSeq and is a predicted model, not a curated record. NCBI's taxonomy places the organism in Eukaryota, Metazoa, Chordata, Actinopteri, Syngnathiformes, Callionymidae. The coding region runs from base 231 to 1409 and encodes 392 amino acids.
CUUUAAUUCUCACAGUCGCUUGGAAUGUUGUGACUUCAGCAGCCGGGGCCAUCCAGGCGUUUGGGUAUGAAGGAGGAGAAGCUACAAUAACCUGUCGCACUGAGAAAGGUUACGAGUCCUAUGAGAAGUACUUUUGCGGGACGGGAUGUACAUCAGACAGUGAUGUACUGGUAACUACUUCUCAGGAGCAACGCAACAGGUACAGCAUCACCGACUUCUGGAGCUAUUUCAUGGUCAACAUCUCCCAGCUGAGAAGAUCCGAUGCAGGGAAGUACUGGUGUGGAGUGUCUCGGAACGGACCGGAUGUCUACACAGAAGUCACACUUAAGGUUGAACCAGACAGCUGCUGUGACAAGGUCUCGGAAGUUGAAGUCAGCGAAGGGGAGUCAGCGUCCUUUGUUUGUCAGGGCACAGGCGCACUAAAAUACUUGUGCAAAGCAAGCAAGCCCUCUGUCUGUCUGAGGGAUGCCCUGAUAACCUCAAGGCACUCCAGCAACAGCCGGAUCAGCCUGACUGAAGGUGGAUCUAACGGGCUGUUUGUGUGGAGGAUCCGAAAUGUAAAACGUGAAGACUCUGGGCGGUACCUCAGUGGCGUCAAGAGAAAUCCCGGGCCAGAUGACAUUCGCUCUUUCAUGCUAAAAGUCAAAGACUGGUGUUGUGAGAAAACACUGAGGGUGACAGGCACUGCUGGGAAGCCUCUCACCAUCCAGUGCCACUAUCAGGCGCAGAGGGCAGGACAGAAGAUCUUUGUGUGUAAGGGAGAGCGUCGUGACAGCUGCACCGACGUGGCACCGUCAGCCAACAUGGAACUGAGACUCACCUCAGUAGACACCGUCUUCGAGAUCACCAUGAGAGAAGUGAGCACCAGGGAUGCUGGGACCUACUGGUGUGGUGCCGAGCCGCGGUGGAGCGCUGGCACCUACACUCAGUAUCAUCUGACUGUUGACGUUCCGCAGAUCCAAAGCACCACAGCACCAACAACUUAUCAAAGUGUAAUAACAGCCAAGACACCGGUCGCAGAGUUGGUUCUGCCGCUGUAUGUCAUUGUUCCUGCGCUGCUGGGCUUUUUACUGGUUGCGCUGGUGGUGGCGCUGCUUGUGUGGAGAUGCAAGUUGCGGAAACUGAAAGAAGCUCAAGUCAGCAUGAAGACAGCAGAAGAAGAAGAACUGUACAGUGAUGACAAUGAUUAUGAAAAUGUUGAAAAGCCAAAUACGGCCCAGAGAGGUCCUCAAAUCAUUCACAGCCAAGAGGAUGAAGAGGCGUCUGUGCACCUGAAUGCUGCUACAGAGCAAGUCUAUUGUAAUGACAGUGUUUUCCGCAACAGAGAAACUUCAAACUUAUCAAGGGAGGCAGGUCGAGGACAGAAGCCUGGAAAGGGCUGUGAGAUGGGCAGGAUGAACAGGAAGUGAUGUUCAUGCAAGUGUUCAAACUAUGAAGAUGUACCAUUGUCUUGUGUUCUUUCAGUUUCACGUUCCUUUUGUUACAUUUUAAUAUUUGUCGGUUUUGACUGUGAUAUUCACUGCUGCCUUAAACAUGAUCAGAUGCAUGACAAUGUUCACAAUUGAUAUUUAAUCCACUAUAUUGUAUGAGAUUUUUAUUUUGCCGCAUGUAUUGAAAUUAAUGAAGUGAACACUUGUUUUAGUGCC